AUGACCGAUACAACCGUCGAUUCUCCAACUUCAUCUCGGGUUCAAGUGGCUGACCCAAUAGUCAUUGAGUCCGACCCAAAACCUACCUCCGGCGAGAUACGAACACCGAUCAUUGAGUCCGACCCAAAACCUACCUCCGGCGAGAUACGAACACCGAUCUUCUCCGGGGAGAACUACGAUUUUUGGCGGAUCAAGAUGUGGAUGAUAUUCAUAGCGCAUGACCUUUGGAAGCUGAUGGAGAAAGGUUUCGAGGUGCCAGAAGACAAAGAAUCUCUCACCCCGGCAGAGCAGAAGACAUUAAAGAUCAACUACAUGAGGGAUGCCAAAGCCCUCGGGUUGAUCCAAAAUGUCGUCUCCAACUCCAUCUUCCCUAUGAUCUCCAACGAGGAGAUAGCAACGGUGACGUGGGACAUCCUCCAAGAAGAGCACCGUGGAAGUGAAAAGGUACAGGCGGUUAAGCUUCAAACUAUUAGAAAAGAGUUUGAGCAAAUCUCUAUGAGAGUAGAAGAAAGACUCGAUGAUUUUCUUACUAGAUUCACCAAUGUUAUAAAUCAAUUAAAAACAUAUGGUGAAGAUGUAACAAAACAAAGAGUAGUUAAAAUAAUUCUUAUUUCUCUCUCUAGUAGAUAUGACCCAAUUGUAAGUGUGAUAGAAGAAACAAAAGAUAUGGAGAAGCUUUCACUACAAGAGGCAAUCGCAUCCAUCAAGGCGUUUGACCAAAAUCUUGAGAAGAGGAAUGAAGCUUCUACCAUGGAGAGAGCCUUAAAAAGCUUCAACAUGAGCUCAAAUCAACAAAAAACAUGCGGCAAGUCUCAUCAAGGGAAGUGCUGGUUCGAGGGGAAGCCCAAGUGCACCAACUGCUCCAGAUUUGGAAGUGCUGGUUCGAGGGGAAGCCCAAGUGCACCAACUGCUCCAGAUUUGGGCAUACCAAAGAGCAGUGCAGGACUCAAGGACUGCUCCAGAUUUGGGCAUACCAAAGAGCAGUGCAGGACUCAAGGAAAUCAAAACCAAAACUGCCGGCAAGUCUUUGUAAACCAAGAAGAGGACGGCGAAGGUAAUGUUUUCUUUGCUUGUCAUGGAGGAAAAGAUAGUGAUGUUAGUCUUUGGUAUAUUGGCUGUAGUAACCACAUGACUGCAAAACGGUCACUGUUGAUAGACUUUGACACAUCCUAUCUUGGUAGUGUUAAGAUGGGAAAUGAGAAUAUUGUAAAAUCUGAAGGAAAGGGUAUCUUGGCUGUAAAUACAAAGAAAGGAAAAAGAUACAUCAAGGAUGUAAUGCUUGUACCAGGUCUAGAGGAAAAUCUGUUAAGUGUAGGUCAAAUGCUCCUUAACGGUUAUUUUCUAGUUUUUGGUGAUCAAGCAGUGAAGAUCUAUUAUGAUAGGAGUUUUAACAACUUGGUGGCCAAAGUCAAGAUGUAA
Molecule: messenger RNA, 1419 nt
Organism: Asparagus officinalis (garden asparagus)
Lineage: Eukaryota; Viridiplantae; Streptophyta; Magnoliopsida; Asparagales; Asparagaceae
Exons: 2
Coding region: 1-1419 (472 amino acids)
Source: RefSeq, a predicted model, not a curated record